AUGGCUAUCGCCAUGAUCAUUUCGAGCGCAAAACGAAAGAAAGAGGCUCGUGAAGUCGACAAGCGAUCUCAGAUUGCUCAGAAGUCUUUGGGUAUCAAUGGUAUGAUGUUUGCUAAGAAACGUUAUGCUGAGAAGGCCCAAAUGAAGAAAACCCCAAGGUGGCUAUGCAAAGUAGGAAGACUAGAAGAUGCUAAAGAAGUUAUCCGUAACCUUUGGGGGCCAUCUGAAGUCAACAAAGCAAUUGAAGAAUUUCAGUCAGUCAAUAGGAAUGAUGAUUUGGAGAGCAGAUGGCUGGAACUCCUAGAGCAGCCACACUCUAGAGUUGCAUUCAUUGGAGGUGCCCUUUUCAUACUUCAACAGUUUGCUGGUAUAAAUGGAGUUCUUUAUUUUUCGUCACUGACUUUUCAAGAUGUUGGAAUUACGAGUGGUGCUUUAGCAAGCUUAUUUGUUGGACUUACCAACUUUGCAGGUGCACUUGGUGCUUUAUACUUGAUGGAUAAGCGAGGGAGGAAAACGCUUCUAAUUGGUAGUUACUUGGGAAUGGCAAUAUCGAUGUUUCUAGUAGUCUAUGCUAUCAGCUCUCCAAUAGAUGAAGAGCUUGGUCACAACUUAUCAAUAUUGGGAACUGUCCUGUACAUAUUUACCUUUGCUAUUGGAUCUGGCCCUGUAACUGGUAUUAUUAUACCGGAGCUUAGUAGCAGCAGGAUGCGUGGGAAGAUCAUGGGUUUCAGUUUCUCAGUUCAUUGGGUUUGUAAUUUCUUGGUUGGUCUAUUCUUCCUUGAGCUUGUGGAGAAAUUUGGAGUUGCUCCAGUUUAUGCAAGCUUUGGCGCGUUUUCCUUGCUGUCAGCAAUAUUUGCUUACAAUUUUAUCAUUGAAACUAAAGGGCGUUCCCUUGAAGAAAUUGAGAUGUCUUUAAAUCCCAAUUUUGCGGCCAAGGAUGAGUGACCAAUAUCUAAAUCCUUGAUCAAGAGAAGUAGAGACGACACGGAAAGUUUAUCGAGCUUGAGCCUUAGUUGCAGAAGAUGGUUAUUCUGAUGUGGCUGUCUUCAGGCAUUUAAGGUUAUUUUGAAGUCUUGUAUUCUCAUUGCAUUUUGGAUUAUGAUUGAUUUUAUUUCG
Molecule: messenger RNA, 1116 nt
Organism: Camellia sinensis
Lineage: Eukaryota; Viridiplantae; Streptophyta; Magnoliopsida; Ericales; Theaceae
Source: RefSeq, a predicted model, not a curated record